AGCGGGGGCGACCAAAAGCCCUUACCACACGCUGCAGCGACACGGCGGCAGCGCUCCGGUCCGCCAGCCGGACUCGCACAGAGGAAGGGCGCACGCCCACCGUGCCGGAGAGCUGCUGCCAGGUGCCGCUUGCCACGGACGACUGCGCGAGCCAUCCCCGACACGGAGGCUGUCCGCCGCCCCGCCAUGGUGACCGCAAGGCAAGUGCUCUGUCUUUGUGCUUUCCUCUCCCUGCCGCACGCUCGCGCCGACCCCAUCCGCUACUCCGUAGCCGAGGAGAGCGAGAGCGGCUCCCUGGUAGCCAACGUAGCGGAGGACGUGGGGCUGGCCCCGGCGCAGCUCUCGGCUCGCCGCGCCCGCCUGCUCUCGGAGGACGGCCGGCAGCACUUUCGCUUAGACCCGGCCACCGGCCGCUUCGUCGUGGCCGAGAGGCUGGACCGCGAGGAGCUGUGCGGCCAGUCCGCUACCUGCACGCUGCCCUUCGAGCUCCUGCUGGCAAACCCCGUGCAGUUCUUUCGGGUGGAGGUGGCCGUGGAGGACAUCAAUGACCACGCGCCCGUUUUCCCCGAGGAACGGGUCAUUCUUAAGAUACUGGAAACGAGCUCCCCUGGCUCUCGUUUCCCUUUGGAGGGAGCUCAGGACCUGGAUGUUGGCAGCAACAGCAUCCAGGCUUACAGCAUCGUACCUGAGAAUGAGUACUUCAGCAUUGACUUUGGAACUCAAACUGAGGAUGCCAAAUACAUUGAACUUGUUUUGGAAAAGCCAAUUGACAGGGAGGAGCAGGCAGAGAUGGAUUUCAGUCUCAUUGCCAUAGAUGGGGGCUCUCCACCUAGGAGUGGAAGCACCGAAAUCUACAUUGUCAUUCUAGAUGUAAAUGACAACGCUCCCAUCUUCUCACAGAAGGCUUUCAUUGCACAGGUUUUGGAAAAUGCCCCGGAGGGUUCUUUUGUUAUCAGAGUAGCAGCAACAGAUCGUGAUACGGGAGUUAAUGGGGACAUCUCCUAUCAGAUCAGCCAAGCAGGAGACCAGAGCCACUCAGCAUUCGACAUUGACUCCAGGAGUGGUGAAAUUAAACUCACAAAGCCUCUGGACUUUGAGACAGCAAAGAAUUAUGAGCUUAGAGUGCGGGCCACAGAUGGUGGGGGCCUUUCAGCAAUCUGCAGAGUGUUGGUGGAAGUGGUGGAUGUGAAUGACAAUGCACCCGAGCUGGUGGUCAGUUCCUUCAGUAGCCCCAUCCCUGAGGACUCAUUGCCUGGAACAGUCGUCGCCCUCUUUACUGUUAAAGACGAGGAUUCUGGUUCCAAUGGGAAGAUCUCUUGUGCCCUUGAGGACCAGCUGUCAUUCUCCUUGCGGCCAGCCUACAAGAAUUACUUUGAGCUUGUGACAGUCAGUGCACUGGACAGGGAGGAGAAGGCACGGUACAUCCUGACUGUCACAGCAGCAGACGCGGGAUCACCUCCUCUCACAAGCACACAAACCUUCACAGUGGACAUCUCUGACGUGAAUGACAAUGCCCCUGUGUUCAACCAGACAUCGUAUACUAUGUACGUACGUGAGAAUAAUGUUCCCACAGUGCUUGUUGGGACUGUCAGUGCUGUAGAUGCCGACAUGGGGUCUAAUGCCAAGGUGACCUAUUCUCUGAUCCCAGCCCACCCUACAGAGCAGCCUCCCUGCUCCUGCAUUUCUGUGAACUCUGAGAAUGGGGAUGUGUUUGUGCUGCAGCCCCUGGACUAUGAGCAGGUGAGGCAGAUUGAGGUCAUGGUGAGUGCCUCUGAUGCAGGGUCACCACCUCUCAGUGCCAAUGUCACCGUCCGUCUUGUUGUGGUGGAUGAAAAUGACAAUGCCCCGAUGGUGCUUUACCCCUCACAGGACAGCAGCCCUCCAUCCAGUGAGCUGGUUCCUGUUAUGGCUGAGGCAGGCUACCUCAUCACCAAAGUGGUGGCUGUUGAUGCUGACUCCGGACAGAACUCAUGGCUUUCGUACCAUUUGCUGAAGGCCUCCGAUCCUGGGCUGUUUGUGGUGGCUGCCCAAAGUGGGGAAGUGCGACUGAGGAGAUCGGUGACAGAGAGAGAUGCUGUGAAGCAGAAGCUCGUCAUACUGGUGCGAGACAAUGGGCAGCCACCACUAUCAGCCACUGCAGCACUGAGUGCACUCCUUCUCAGUGACUUCUCUGAUGUGCACCUUCCGCACAGCAGCCUGGCUACAGAGGAUGAGGGCAGCUCCCUGACAGUGUAUUUAAUAAUUUCUUUGGUCUUCGUCUCACUCCUCUUCCUUGUGUCCACAGCAGCCUUUGUCAUUCGCAAGGUGUGCAAGAGAAAGGAGCUGAAGGAUGGGCAUGUGCUUUACGGUGCCAGCAACUUGCAGACCAGCCUGGCUGAUGCAGCUGCUUCAGGGACCCUGCCCCAUGGCUUUUGCUAUGAGAUCAGCCUCACAACGGGCUCUGGCAACAGCGAGUUCAAGUUCCUGAAGCCCAUCCUCCCCAGCCUGCCACCACAGCUCCAUGCCACACAUGGGGUUACCAACAAUGAACUAGAUUUCCCCUGUGGCACUCUUAAUAAGGAGGACGUGGCACCAGACAACCAUGGGAUGCGUUCUGCAGAACAGUUCAAUAGUCUUUCUUUUAACUAGCAUUGUGUUGGCACAGGCAUAGGUUUAGUGUCUUAUAAUAGGAAGGGAUCCAUGCUAAGAUAUGUGGCAAUGUGACCUCCAGAGUAAAUCUGUAUUUACAGUUGACAUCAGUGACUUCCCAUGAAGACAAAGUGACAGAAAAUACUGACUUCACCUACCCAAAACCCCCAAGC
Neopsephotus bourkii (Bourke's parrot) is the source of this 2801-nucleotide messenger RNA. RefSeq names its product protocadherin beta-15-like. Gene Ontology annotation, biological process: homophilic cell-cell adhesion. Gene Ontology annotation, molecular function: calcium ion binding. The record is from RefSeq and is a predicted model, not a curated record. The coding region runs from base 187 to 2628 and encodes 813 amino acids. NCBI's taxonomy places the organism in Eukaryota, Metazoa, Chordata, Aves, Psittaciformes, Psittacidae. Gene Ontology annotation, cellular component: plasma membrane. The transcript has a single exon.